GUCACUCGCUCAGGCACGCCGAGGGCAGUCUUUAUCGGGUCCUCGUGAUCAGCCAAGAUGGCUGCCCCCGCGGUGAAGGCUGCGCGAGGGUGGUCGGGCCUCGCCUUGGGCGUGCGGGGUCCUGUCCUGCGGCUUCCAGGGCUAACCCAAGUGAGGUGGAGCCGCUAUGGUCCUGAAUACAAGGAUCCCCAGAUUGACAAGGAAUAUUACCGCAAGCCCUUGGCCGAGCUGACUGAGGAGGAGAAGUAUGAGCGGGAGCUCAGGGAGACCCAGCUUAUCAAAGCUGCGCCGGCGGCGAAAACAAGCUCUGUGUUUGAAGACCCGGUGAUCAGUAAGUUCACCAACAUGAUGAUGAAAGGAGGAAACAAAGUACUGGCCAGAUCCCUCAUGACACAGACUCUGGAAGCUGUGAAAAGAAAGCAGUUUGAAAAGUACCAUGCUGCUUCUGCAGAGGAACAGGCAACCAUUGAACGCAACCCUUAUACCAUCUUCCAUCAAGCCCUGAAAAACUGUGAGCCCGUGAUUGGGCUGGUACCCAUCCUCAAGGGUGGCCAUUUCUACCAGGUCCCUGUGCCGCUACCUGAUCGGCGCCGUCGCUUCCUGGCCAUGAAGUGGAUGAUUACUGAGUGCAGGGAGAAUAAGCACCGGCGGAUGCUAAUGCCAGAGAAGCUGUCGCGGGAGCUGCUGGAGGCUUUUCACAAUCAGGGCCCUGUGAUUAAGAGGAAGCACGACAUGCACAAGAUGGCCGAGGCCAACCGCGCGCUGGCCCACUACCGCUGGUGGUAGGGGAGGGCGGAGGCCCUGCGGCAAGAAACCUCAGUGUGAGCCACUACCACGUGGAGAAGUACCUGUGGGUUAAGAGUGUCCUUCCUUUUUAAGGGCAGGCAGUCCUCAUAAGGAUGGAGCAGCAUGUUUAUUGCUUGUUGUUCUUUUCUUUGGGGGCUAGAACUCUCUCUCCUUGCCCCAUCUCCUUGCAUAGAGAAAUCCAACUUGGAUUUCUCCCAAGAAACUUAGGGCUCAUCCAGCCUUCUCUUCCUUCAGCUUGGGGUGGACCUUUGGGUGAUACUAAAUGAAGCAGUUUUAGUAUCAGAAAGAGUUUAUUUGAAAGUUCUCACCCUGAACUGGUGUUGCAUGUGAUGUGGUACUGCCAUCCAUUAAAACCAGCUAGAAGAAA
Messenger RNA from Camelus dromedarius (Arabian camel), 1174 nucleotides. RefSeq names its product mitochondrial ribosomal protein S7 (gene MRPS7). The transcript has 5 exons. Gene Ontology annotation, molecular function: structural constituent of ribosome; mRNA binding; rRNA binding. The coding region runs from base 58 to 786 and encodes 242 amino acids. NCBI's taxonomy places the organism in Eukaryota, Metazoa, Chordata, Mammalia, Artiodactyla, Camelidae. The record is from RefSeq and is a predicted model, not a curated record. Gene Ontology annotation, cellular component: mitochondrial small ribosomal subunit; ribosome. Gene Ontology annotation, biological process: ribosomal small subunit assembly; translation.